AUGAAGAUUCAAUUAUCAAUAUUAUUUUUAAUUUGUUCGAUUGCUUCCAGCAUGGGUUUUGUCUGUCCAAUAAAGAAUGGAGCGUAUCCACAUGAAUGGAACAAAGCAGUUUACUAUAGCUGUUCAAAAGGGUGUGCUUAUCAACAAAACUGUCCUCUGAAUCGUUAUUAUUAUUCUAAAACAAAUAAAUGUGAAUUGAAACCAACUGAUUGGAGUCCACAAUUCAAUUUGACUGGUCGAUACCAAUGGAAUAGUAGCAAUCUUUUUAUGGACAUUAUUCAGACAGGUUAUGAUGUACAAUGGAUAUACGAAAGUAAUGAUGAUAGACAAAUUUUCGUUGGUCAAUAUGUUAAUGAAACAAUGAUAAUGGGUAUGAAAACAAGUUUGAAAAAAGCAACCAAUUGUAUAGUUCUAGAAAAUCUUCAAUUAUCUGUUUUGGGAAAACAUAAUUUCUGUCAAACUCAAGCUAAAUUUUAUUGUUACUGUAUUGAUGAAUUACCUGGUCUUAGUGAUAUAUCAUCUGGUUAUGAUGCAGCUAAAAUGCUUUCUGCAAAUGAACAAAAUUCAAAAUAUCGUAUUUUUGAUUUGAGUGAACAAAGGGCAACUCCAUUCAAAACCGAAAUACAGGGAAAAGAUCGAACUUUUGCAAUACCUAAAGACGUUCAGGUAGCUGAUAUUAGUCUUCGAAAAGUAGAUUCUUGUGAAACAAUUGCUUAUACAUUUGAAUCAUUUUUUCAAAGUUACUUUCACUCGAUAACAUUUGGAAUUCGAUUCAGUAUUCCUAGUUCCAUUAAUGUUGUAUUAGGUUAUAGUGGAAUAUUGAAACAAAUUCACGACGUCAUGACAAAAAAUGAAAAAGCUGUAGGAGUAUCAACAAUAUGGUGGGGUCUUUAUUCAGUUCAACUUGCUCCUCCUCUUUCUCUUAAAUUAGAUCCAACGUUCAAUCAAAGUGUUGGUUUAUUAGUUUCUGAGGCACCGAAUCCGUCUACUGAAGAUCAUCAAGAAUAUUAUAAUCAAUUUAUUCAAACAUAUGGAACCCAUUAUAUUUCUCGUAUAAUUGUUGGUGGUACAGCUCAUUUAUAUACAUUAAUGGACUCCAGUUAUUAUAAAGAGUCUUCAUAUGAAGAAAGAAUAAAUCAAGUUGGUUUAAUGUUUCGAUAUCAAAAAGUUGGUCUUGAAAAUGGAAUCAACAUAGAACAAAUUUGGGCCUCAAUGAAAGAAAAAUUUAGGACUACUUCAUCUACAUUAUCUGUUUUUCAACCUCCAGUAGCAAGUCAACAAAAUAAAUCAGAUUGGGAAACAUGGCAGCAAACAGCUGGUAAUCAUCCAGUUAUAGUUAAUAGAACAUUAUUUCCUAUUUAUAAUUUAAUCAAAAAGGAAACAACAGUUCGACAACAUUUACGUAAAACAAUUGACUUUUAUUUAGAGAGCGGAGUAUUUCCAACAUUAGCUGAAUUGAAUGAUCGAGGUACACGUCGUAAGUCUUUAGUACCACCAAAACCUCAAGGUCCUAUAAAUGGACUUGAUGCUGUUGGUUGUGGAUAUGAUCCUCUUUUAAUGGAAAGUAAAUUUUGUAUUUUUGAUCACAGUAAUUUCACUGACAAUGAACAAUGGUCAGAUCCAUAUAAUAAAACUUUAACUUAUUCAAUACCUAAUGGAUGGUUUGUUGUUAAUACUCCUGAAUCAUUAACAUUUGAUGGUUCAAUUUUAGUAACAUCUGUUGAAGAUUAUUUUCGUUCGACAAGAACAGUUACUGUUACAGAGUCAAGUGGUUGGUUAGGUAUUCGUCGAAAACGUACUGAAAGAACAGUAACGGAUUUUUAUCGUCGUUUCUAUCAAGAUUAUUAUAAUUUAGUACUUCGAAUGAAACAAAUUGGUUGGUAUACAUUAUCAGUGUCAGCAUUUCCAUAUCCAAAAUUAAAUCCUAUAGCUCAAACAGCUUUUGAUAAUUUACCAACACGUUUUGAUGUAAAAGAUUUAAAAAUUUGGCAAGAUUUUUUUGAUAUAUUUGGAACACAUGUUGUUGUAUCAUCAAACAUGGGUGGUCAAGUUUGGGCAGAAACAUGGUAUGAAAAAUGUUUAACUUAUGAACAUACACAAACAUGGAUUGAUGAACAAGUAACAAAAAGUUGGUUUAUAUUCGUAACAUCUGCUGAAAACAGCAACGAUUAUAGACAACAAAUUGCUGAACGUUUUCGACAACAUUCUAUAUCUUCAGCUCAAUUAUUAGGUGGUACUGUCUCGAUUGAUCCAUCUGAAUGGGAAAAAUGGGCUCCUACAAUAAAAAGAAAACCUCAUCCUAUUUCUUAUCGUCUUAUAUCAUUAGAUGAAAUUCUACCAGAAAGUGAUCUACGUAAUGUACUUAAAGCAGCAAUUAAUUAUGUUUUAAAACUAGCUGAAAAAGAAGAUCGUAACUAUAUCAAUCAAUUAGAAAGUCUACGAGGUCCACCGAAAAAUAAAUGUAGUCAAAAUGAAAUUCGUACAAAACGUCAGAAACGAGCAACAAAUUACGAAGAAGCGAAGCGUGUUUUAUGCCCUUAUAUUGGAUAUAAUGGAACGGAAUGUCUUGGAAGAAAAGCAACAGAACGAGAUCUAGUAGCAGAAAAUGCAACUAAAUUACCGAUUGGUGUUGGUAUGACUCUUGACAUAACAACAGGUACACUACUUCUUCCUGCUUUGGAGUAUACCUAUCUUGGAAACAGCUAUUGGACUGAUCCGAUUUUAAAUACAACAUAUCAAGUUCCUCGUGGAGUAUCUCUUCCUGCAAUUAACCAGAGUGAUAAUACACCUAUUGCUCGUGUUUUUCUUACAGCUACUGAAUUAUCAAAUGAAUGGAAAUAUAAAAAAUUACGAGGAAGUUGGUUAGGUGGAGAAUUUGGUCAUUCAAAAUCAUUAGGGGAUAUUUAUAGAAGAUUUUUUUCAAAUAAUCAAGGAACAGCUAUUACACAAAAACCAACUGUUUUAUAUCGAUUACGUGUUGAAAAUCUUCAAUUAAAUAAAUAUGUCAAACAAGCUAUAUCAAAAUUACCAAUUAAAUAUGAUGAAACUUUAUACAGGGAUUUUUUACGAAAUUGGGGUACACAUAUAGUGCAACAAUCUCUUAUUGGUGGAAUGCAUGAACAACAAGUUCUAUUUAAAGAUUGUGUAUUUUCAUUUAAUGGUGCAAUAACAUCAGAUAAUUUAGAUGAUUAUCUUAAAAAAGAUAUUCUUUCUGAAACACUUGGUAAUAGUUUUUAUGCUGAUCGUCGAAAAAUUUCUGUUGAUCAUUGGCUUGGUGGUGAUCCUAUUGAGAAGAAUGAAAUACUUUGGCAACAAACAUUAGCUGCUAAUCCGGCUUUGUUGAAAAUUGAAGAAUAUAUACCCUGGUCGGAUGUUAUUGAAAUCGAUCCGAAUGUACGUAACAAUUUAAGAAAAAUCAUUCAAGCUCGUACUGCAGCAGCUGAUAAAGUUCGAAUAGAUGAAGAAAAUCGAUUGAAUGAACAAUAUAUCAACGGAAGCUAUAUGGCUAGAAAAGGCUCAAUUGGUCUUCUAAACAAUGAUACAUGUGAUAUAAUACCUGCAACAUUUGGCUCGGUAAAAGAUUGUUCAGAAGGAUGUCCAACUAAUACACAGAUAAGACUUAAUGAUGAUUUUUUUGAUAAUCAACAGCUUUGGUAUGUGAGAGAUGAAACAACAGGAUUUAUUCGAGCUCGAGCACGUAUAGAUGGACAAACAGUACUUGAAGGAUCUAUGGUCAAUGCUGGGUGUUCAUCGAUUGCUGUUGGAGGAAAUCCUACUAUAUCUGCGCAUAUAUGCGUUUCUUGUGACUUGGUUAGUAGUUUUGCCAAUCAAUGUGUAUGUGUUUGUCCAACAUAUUCAUCAUCAAGUGGAUAG
Messenger RNA from Rotaria sp. Silwood1, 3873 nucleotides. The record is from the annotation of a GenBank genome assembly. NCBI's taxonomy places the organism in Eukaryota, Metazoa, Rotifera, Eurotatoria, Philodinida, Philodinidae.